GGAGCUGCUUAGGGAGGUGCUUGCGUUGCGCGUGCAGCUUCUCGGUCAGCUCCGAAGAACAACAUCGGCGACAAAAUACCCGAGUCUAGUCCACGAACGAGAGCAAGUGGGACAGAGAAACCACCACGAAAACCGCAGGAGAGUGGUGAUGCAUCAUGUGGCUUGACCGGUUUGCUGGGCCGCACCCCGGAAAUACCCCGUCGCCGCCCAACAGCCAGAGCCGCACCCAGUCGCCGCUACCUCGCCGGACAUCGAGUGCGCGGGGCCCCUAUCUCACGUCGCAGAGACCGGGACUCUCGCCGAGGGGGUCUUCGUUGUCACUGGCCUCGAACGAUUCUUCGUCCUCGCUACUUGGCGCGUCAAAGCGGAGCAAUGGCUCGACCCUGAAACAGUCCACGACGGCGGACAACGCACCCGACCCGGAGACGAUACUCGCCAGCAUCCUUGGUCCUCUCCCCGAUAAUAAUACCCCUUUCCUAGAAGAAGACCGGGGCGGGCGGAUCACAGAGGAUGAUUUGGAGUUGGAUUUUGAUUUUGGUGGCCUCUCCCUGCGCGACCUCGCCGAGGGGGGCGGCGGUCGGGCGGCCGCUGACACCGACAGAUCGCAGACUGUAGAAGACUGUAGGUCGCCCCGAGUCAGUGCGGCUUUCUCUUCCUGUACUCAUAGAUUCAAUAUAGUUGGGCGAGACAAGGCCAAGUUUGAAGAUCUCCAUCGAUCCAUUCGAGCAUGUGACGACAUCCUGAGCUCGGUCGAAUCCAACCUGACCAGCUUCCGCAACGACCUGGCUGCCGUGUCCGCCGAUAUUGAGAGUCUACAGGCCCGGUCGACGGCCUUGAAUGUAAGAUUAGAGAAUAGGAAGGCCGUGGAGAAGGCGUUGGCCCCGGUCGUGGAGGAGUUGAGCGUGUCACCCACGUUCGUGUCCAAGAUCUCGGAAGGCCACAUCGACGAGGCCUGGGUCAAGAUCCUAGCCGAUCUAGAUAAGAGAGCAACGGCUCAGAAGAAGAGCGCUCAGCAGACACCAAGCAAGGCCCUAGCUGAUGUAGGGCCAUUGCUAGAGAAGCUAGUCCUCAAGGCCGUCGAGCGAAUACGGGAUUUCCUCGUGGCCCAAAUCAAGGCCCUAAGGUCGCCCAAUAUCAAUGCUCAGAUAAUUCAACAACAGAAUUUCCUCAAGUUCAAGGAUCUCUUUACCUUUCUCCACCGGCACCAACCCGUCCUCGCGGGGGAGAUUUGCCAGGCCUAUCUCAACACCAUGCGCUGGUACUACCUGAACCAGUUCACACGUUACCAAAAAGCGCUGGAGAAGCUCAAGCUUCACAUCCUCGACAAGAACGACGUGCUUGGCCACGAGGACACGUCAAGAAGGACCACUGUCCUCUCAGGGUCGAAGAUCGCUGGUGCACCACACGACGCAUUCAAUCUGGGCAGGAGAAUAGAGGUCCUAAAAACCACGAACCAACUCGCCAUAUCCUCCUAUCUCGCCGAAGAAGACCAAUCGACCCAUUAUCUGGAAGUCCCCUUCCGGCACUUCAACAUCGCCCUCAUCGACAACGCCACAGCCGAGUACACCUUUCUGGCGGCCUUCUUCAGCCCGUCCCUCUCCUUCGCCGCCAUCUCGCGGCACUUCAACUACAUCUUCGACCCGGCCUUCGCCCUGGGCCAGGCCCUCACCCGGCAGCUCGUCGCCGACACGUACGACGGGCUCGGCGUGCUGCUGUGCGUGCGCCUCAACCAGCACUCCGCCUUCGAGCUGCAGCGCCGCCGCGUUCCCGCCGCCGACGGCUACAUCAACGGCACCUCCAUGACCCUGUGGCCCCGCCUGCAGGGCAUCAUGGACGCCCACUGCGAGUCGGUGCGGGCGCUGACGGCCGCUCUGCCGACGCGCGCGCCGUCGGCGGCGACCGUGAAGACGGCGUCUGCCGCGCCGCAUGUAGUCACGCAGCGGUUCGGCCAGCUGCUGCACGGGGUGUUGGCGCUGAGCGCGGACGCCGGGGGAGAUGAUGAGCCGGUCGUGGCGAGCCUGCGCCGGCUGCGCAAUGACGUCGAGGCGUUUCUGACCAAGGCGAGCCAGGCGUCGUUUGGAACGGACAAGCGGAAGCGGGAGCGGUUUUUGUAUAAUAAUUAUAGCUUGGUUCUGACAAUCAUUAGCGAUGUCAGCGGGAAGCUGGCGGACGGGGAGCAGGAGCAUUUUGAGGCGUUGAAGACGAGCUUUCAGGAGGCUGGAUAGGUUGUUGAGGCAGGGUUAGCCCAGGCGUUGGUCUGAUUAUGUCGCCGUUUCUUUUGGUUUUUGGAGGCUAGGGUCCAGGUGGAAAGAUAGAGUAAAAGCCAUGUUGACGUGUCACGGCGAGCGACCCAUCCUGAUGGAUGCUCGGUGUUAAAUGUAGUCAGUCCUAGUUUUAUACACGCCGACCCCUACCCAUGACUACUUGCCCUAGUGCCAGUUCUACCAUGUAUG
Chaetomium fimeti is the source of this 2453-nucleotide messenger RNA. RefSeq names its product Sac2 family-domain-containing protein. NCBI's taxonomy places the organism in Eukaryota, Fungi, Ascomycota, Sordariomycetes, Sordariales, Chaetomiaceae. The transcript has 2 exons. Gene Ontology annotation, molecular function: syntaxin binding. The coding region runs from base 156 to 2225 and encodes 689 amino acids. Gene Ontology annotation, biological process: Golgi to vacuole transport; endocytic recycling; retrograde transport, endosome to Golgi. The record is from RefSeq and is a predicted model, not a curated record. Gene Ontology annotation, cellular component: GARP complex.